UGCAACUAUAAAAGCAAUGAAAAAAACCUACGCUUUCUAAUCAAGAUAAAGAACUGAUUAAGCAAGCAAAAGUUGAUUAAGCAAUAAUGUCGACGAGAAGUAUUUGCGAAUCACCUUCAAGUUCUAAUCAACACUGGACAAAGCAGCUUCGUAACAAGAUUCGUAGCAUGUUGUCGAUGCACCAACGUUCCGUACCCCAGCCUCCCCCUCCGGUUCCCACCUUGGCUCCGUCGACGGAGGAACUUCCCAUCAACUUCUUGGAGCCAGAGCGGGCGAUCAACUCCUAUCUCAAUCAGGGCAGCCUCAACCUCCCCCUCCGGUUCCGUACCGCAGCCUCCGCCGCCGGUUCCCACCUCGGCUCCGACGGAGGAACUUCCGAUCAACUUCUUGGAGCCGGAGCGGGUGAUCAACUCAGAUCAGCUCGGCUUCGUAAAAGUAUGUUGACGAGGUCUUGCCGAUCAUUUUCAACCUGUAAAAGUAUACACCCGGUAAAACAUGGUAAAAGUUUCUCCAUGGACAAAAGUUCCGUACCCCAGGCUCUUCCUCCGGUUCCCAGCUCGACUCCGACGGAGGAACUUCCUAUCAACUUCUUGGAGCCGGAGCGGGCUAUCAACGGGAUCAGAAGCGGAUCAGCUCGGCUUCGUGUAAGCAUGUUGACGAGGUCUGGCCGAUCAUCUUCAACCGGUAAAAGUAUACACCGGGUAAAACAUGGUAAGAGUUUCUCCAUGGACCAAAUUUCCGUACCCCAGCCUCUUCUUCCGGUUCCCAGCUCGGCUCUUCCGGUACCGGAGUCACUUCUGAUCAACUUCUCGGAUAUAGAGCGGGAGAAAAAACCGAUUAGAAGCGGAGCCGGAGGCACGGUCUACAAAGCCGUUCACAAGCCGACGGGCCGGCUCUACGCGGUGAAAGUGAUCUACGGAGACCCUGAGAACUCGGUCCGGCGUCAGAUCUUCGAAGAGUUCCAAGUCCUCCGCAAAGUUGCUAACCCUAACGUCGUCAAGUGCUACGACAUUUUCGAUCACAACAGCGAGAUACAGGUGCUGCUAGAAUUCAUGGACGGAGGUUCGUUAAAGGGCAAGUACAUCCACGACGAGAAAGCUCUCUCCAAUUUGGCUCGGCAGAUCCUCACCGGCUUGGCCUAUCUCCACAGACGGCACGUCGUCCACCGCGAUAUCAAGCCCGCUAAUCUCUUGAUCAACACCCGAAAUGAAGUCAAAAUUGCUGAUUUCGUGGGAAAAGUUUUGGCGCGGACUAUGGACCCUUGUAACUCUUGUGUGGGAAAUAUAGCCUAUAUGAGCCCGGAGAGGAUCAACCCCGAUCUCAAUCAGGGCAAGUACGACAGCUACGCCGGCGAUAUUUGGAGCUUUGGGGUCAGCAUCUUGGAAAUUUACGUAGGUCGGUACCCCUUCUCUGUGGAUCGUUACCAAAAAGGAUACUGGUUCCGCUUAACUUGGGUAAUAUGUAUGUCUCAGCCUCCUGAAGCUCCUUCUACUGCGUCCAGAGAGUUCAGGCAUUUCAUUGCUUGCUGUUUGCAACGAGAGCCGAAUAAAAGAUUCUCGGCGGCUCAGUUGUUGCAGCACCCAUUCAUCUCUGGCAAUGGCGGUGGACAGACCCAGGUUGAUCAGUAGUACGUCAUGCUUGUUUUACGAUUAUUGAUUCAUUAUUUUAUUUUAUUACUCGUUCAUCGUUCAUCGUUUCGAUGAUAUUGAUUUCUUGGAUAAGGAUGAUAAUGAAGAAGCUAGAACUGGGGAAAUGGGCUCUUUUGGUUUUAGCUUUACUACUUAGUAGUGUUCUGUUGUUAAUUAGUCUAUCAGUUAAGGAUAUAUAUAUAUAUAUAUAUAUUUAUAUAUGGCCCUUUUAGUGAGGGAUUCCUUUUUGGGAAAAUGCUCAUUUACCCAAUUUUAGCUUAAAAUGUGCCCACUUGCUCGACUAAGAGUUUUUAAACCCCAUUUACCCAAAACACUCUAAGGGAUUAUUUCCCCUUUACCCAAUUAAUUCUUUUUA
Rosa rugosa (rugosa rose) is the source of this 2004-nucleotide messenger RNA. RefSeq names its product mitogen-activated protein kinase kinase 5-like. The transcript has a single exon. The coding region runs from base 87 to 1628 and encodes 513 amino acids. The record is from RefSeq and is a predicted model, not a curated record. NCBI's taxonomy places the organism in Eukaryota, Viridiplantae, Streptophyta, Magnoliopsida, Rosales, Rosaceae. Gene Ontology annotation, biological process: protein phosphorylation. Gene Ontology annotation, cellular component: cytoplasm. Gene Ontology annotation, molecular function: ATP binding; protein serine/threonine kinase activity.